Messenger RNA from Klebsormidium nitens, 2000 nucleotides. NCBI's taxonomy places the organism in Eukaryota, Viridiplantae, Streptophyta, Klebsormidiophyceae, Klebsormidiales, Klebsormidiaceae. The record is from the annotation of a GenBank genome assembly.
GCCCCGGUUUCGCCGCCACUUACUUUCAGCACAUGCACGAACCGUUUGAGCGCCACUCUGACGCCUUUUUGACAAGACCAGCUACUGUAAUCAGGUCUUCUAACCUAAGCUUCGAUGAUUUCGACGAAAUCCUGCCCGACAUGAUUUCAAGCAGUAUUUUGUCAAUCCAAAGGUCACAUCAUGUCAUCACGCCAGCAUGACAUGGCCUGAGCGCUGAGUUGCUUUCAUGAGGUUGACGUUGCGCUCACGUCAUGGAGUCCGCUUCUUACACAAAGUCUAGUCAUGCAGCAGAGGUAGAUCCGUGAACCAGCAGUCAAAUCGUCAAGUAGGGGGCAUUUGCGGAUGCAUGUCGCCAGUAAGCUCAUUGCUAGUGGGAACUGUGCUGAAGGUAGCAGGGAAAAGGCAGGGAGCUCAGCGAACGUUGGCGGCCUUCUCUAAUAGUAAAAAUGUCAAGAGAGAGAGAGGGGCCAUGGGUGACCAGAUGGUAGAGUUCUGCGCUUCCCUGCUGACGUCAGAUGACCCUCUGAAGAUCACGCGCGUGUCAGGUUGCUGGAAGAACUUCACGAAGGCCCGGAUGACAUCCGGGAAGGUCUCUGUUUCGCGCGGGUUGUGCAGGAGCUUGCUACAUUCAGGGGGGGCGUAGUCAUUCACCGCAUCUUGCGGCUGACGCUGUGGCAGUGUGCAAGCGAUCAAAUGAACCUGGGGUUCAAUCACUUCGUCAGCUCUACCGCAGCGCUUGCGAUCUUGACGGGAAGCAAGCUGGUGGUUGAGUCCUGCUUGAGAGUACAGGAAGGAUCAGACGAGAGGGUGAAUGCUCAGGAACUGUAUCAGCGUUUGAUGCAACAGGCUGACCAAACCCUUCUUUCAAUGAUGGAGAACGCUGGAGGAAUAGCAGAGGAAGGCUUCCAGCUUCUCGUGGCUGGAUCUCUGGAGUGUCUGGCCAAUUGCGUGCGAGGCUCCAAGGUCUUCCGGGACGCCAUGAGGGAAGCGAUGGAACAGCGGAACAUGUUUGAGCAGUUUGGGAAGUUUCUCAGCACCGAGUUCCUUUCAAGGACGGUGAGCGCCGAAGUGGCGUUGAUCAUCCGCCUCCAUUUGGCUGGUAUGGCGGUCUCUCUUGCAUUCUCAGCCGACAGCCGACUCUGGGCCAUAGACAGGGGCCUCCUCAAACUAGUUGCAGCAAUCUACGAAGCGUCCCCCUUGCGCGAGCAUCGCAAACUGUCCAAGCAAAGCGAGUCUCCUCUGUUCCGCUGCAACAAAGUCCUGCUCCGCUUGCUCACGGUGAAUUCCGCAGCGGAAAAGAUGCGCGCUCACAAUGCGCUCGAGGACUUGCGACCCCACAAGCGGAAGAUCAACAGCGCUGAACCGGAAACGGAGCCUUGGGCCUACUAUGAAAGGUUCUUGGAAGGCGGGGCGACACGACUCCUGAGACGCGAGCGUUCUGUAGAGGAGUGGAAGGACCAAGAAGAGAAGCUGAGCGGUGAUCGGUCGUCUGCUCCUGGAAGCUCUGCCGGGCCGGCCGCGAGCCCGCAGUCGGACAAGAGUUCGGCAAAUGCGCGCGCUGCCACGUGGCGCGCUACUGCAGCAAGGAGCACUAGAAGUUGCACUGGACGACCCACAAGAUUGAUUGCAAAGGCUUCGCCAGUCGAAGGGGCCCGGAAAGUUGCAAGGAAUAGUAGUCUGAUGUUUUAGCAAGAUAAGUCUGCAAUUGCGGGGAAUUGACUGGCGAUUUUAUGGUCGGAUGGGAACAAGCAGACUAGUUUUAGUUGGACAAACUGAGCAGCUCCCUCGAUCAAUGCGAGCAUGGAUCAGAAAGGGGAUGCACUUGCGAUGCCCGCAAGCAAAUGGUGAGGUGCACGGUACGCAUAGUGGCAAUGAUCAAGCAUAUUCAGUUAGUGCAAAAGACCGCUCAUUGUUUUCAUUCAGUACUCCAUCACAGCUCGGAAUUCGGGCCGCGCGGGGGCCACGCGAAACAAUCUCAAGCGGUCAGCAUUAAUCGGAAC